ACAGAACCAUAUUUAGCUUAACAACUGUAUCCAAAAGGCAAACUGAUUUUCUUUAUUGAAGGAGAAGCCUAAAUUUCCGAUUUUGUUUUCCUUCUGACGGAAAGGUUUGCAUUUGAAAAAAUACCCCCCAUAAACCUUAACUGUCAUAAAUUCAUUUAGUUUAUUCAAUAAAUGUUUGUUGAGUGUCUGCCAUGUGCUGGGGACUGUUCUAGGUGCUGGGAAUACAGCAACGAACAAAUCAGACAAAAAUCUGUAACAAACUAAUGUGACAGACGUAUAUAAACUUCUGGUUUAAGGACAUAGAAUCUACCUGUCAAAGAUCUUUGCCUAAAUAAAAAUGCCAAUUUUAUAAUUCUGUCCAUUUAAACUGGAGUCUGUUGAAGUAUAAUUCUGAGAUAGAAGGCUUGCAUUUGAAGGUUAUCAUCUUAUUUUCAAAAAGUGAGACUUUUAAAAAUAUUAGCAUAAUAAUCUUGUGAUUUGUUAUGAUCUUUAAAGUCUCCAAACAUGUAUCUUUUGUAUUCACACUAUGUAUCAAUUGUUUUAUUAUUUGUAUAGGCCAUUAUAAAAAUUAUCCAAAAAAAUACUUCAGGAAAGUUAUGUUGUUAACCUUGUUAGAGUCUUGUGCAUUGCUUUGUUUUCUGAUCACAUUCAAGUUUUAGACAGAAUAAUUAUAAGAAAAUGUGUCCUUUUGGGAGCAAGAUUAAAUUGGAGUUAAUCAAAUGAACAUUUGUUUUAAAGACACCUAUGUAACAACUCCAGUAAAAUUCCUUAAUAAGAGAUCAGCCCAGUCAACAGUCCUAUUCACCAUAUGUAAGAUCAUUCAGAUAAAUACAAAGUUAUAUACAGUACAAAUAAAUUUACUUAGAACAAUUGUGUUUAACAGGGAAAUUGUUUUUCCUUUUCAAAAACUUAAAAAGUUGCAAAUUAUGCAUGGAACUUAAUCCAACAGCCAUGUUUUAUUGACAGAUUCUCUUUAGCAUUCGUUUUUUCCCCUUUCUUAAAAUAAUGCAUGCUCCUUCCACCCAAGGCUGAGAAGUGGCCUACAGGGGAAGCCUUUACAAUAGCCAGGAUGGUGGUUCUAGAAAGAGGGCCAAAGCUGACUGUAUUACAUAUCAAUAAAAAUCUUGGUAGAGAUUUUAAGCUGACCAGACCUUUCUGGGAGGUAGAGGGGCUACAGUUUUUUUUUCACUCUGCUCUCAAUGGGGCCGUACUUCCACAUCUCUUCUUUUACCUGAACUUGCCUCUUUGGCUACAGGGAGAACACCUGCGGAGACGUAAAUAACUAAUCUUGGUGAAAUGCAUCCCUGCCCUAACUGGACCAGAGAAACAAGAAGAGGAACAUCCUGAUCUUUCUGCCCUGUUGUGGAGGCAUAUAUCACUUUCAGACUCACAGGAUGGCAGCCAUUGACCUAUCGCCCACAUGGGCUCUGCGUGCACAGGACUCUGCCUGCUUCCAUGUGGGAAGUACUAAGGAGGAAAAGAUGGUUGCUAGAUUUCCAACAACCUGGUUACAGAAACCAGUAACUUUCAAAGAUGUGGCUGUGGAGUUCACACAGGAGGAGUGGGUAAUGCUGGACCCUGCUCAAAGAAAUUUGUACAGAGAUGUGAUGUUGGAAAAUUAUAGAAAUCUUACCUCAGUGGAAUAUCAAUUAUGCAGGCCAACUGUGAUCUCUCAGUUAGAUCAAGAAGAGAGAAGAACUGUGGAGAGGAGAAUUUCCCAAGGCACCUAUCCAGACCGGGAGAAUCUACUUAAAGCCAAAGAAUCAACCCCUAAGAAUAUUUUUUGUGAAGAACCAUCCAAUGGAAUGAAAAUGAUGAGACUCACAAUGGAUGAUUAUUGGUCCUUUACUUUAGAAGAAGACUGGGAAUGCUAUAAGAUCAGAAAAGAGCACAAGAUCCCAAAGGGACAUUUGAGGCAAGUGAACUUUACCCAAAGGAAAGCAGCAUGUCAGGAGAGAUUCUAUGACCAUCACGAAAUUGAGGAAAACUCUAAACUUGGCUCAAAACUUGUUUUUUCACAGAGAGUUUCGAGCAGUAAACAUUGCUGUACAUAUGACUUAGAUAUGGAAUGUUUGAAACAUAAUUCAGACAUAAACAGUUAUCAGAAAUACUCUGUAUGUGAGAAGCUCUGUGAAAGUCACGAAUAUAAUAGAGCUUUCUGGUAUCUUGAAAGAACUCAAAUAACACAAAAAGAGUGCACAUGCUUUAAAUGUGAGAUAAACUUCAAGCAUAAUAUAUUUCCUGUACAUAACAAUUUUUAUAUGGAGAAUUCCGAUGAAUGUAAUAAAAACAACAAAACCUCUUGUCAUCAUUCAUCCCUUAAUCAACAGGAGCAAACUCAUAGUGGAGAGAAACAUAAAUGUAACCAGUGUGGAAAAGCCUUCAAAAGGAUUUCUAAUCGUAUUUUGCAUAAGAGAAGUCACAUGGGUGAGAAACAAUAUGAAUGUAAGGAAUGUAGGAAACUUUUCCAUGAUUCCUCAACCUUAAGAAGACAUGUGAGAACUCACACAGGAGAGAAACCCUAUGAUUGUAAUCUAUGUGGAAAAGCUUUUAGUCAAAAAACAUCUCUUAAGUCUCAUGUGAGAACUCACACUGGAGAGAAACCUUAUGGGUGUAAUCAGUGUGGAAAAUCCUUUGGCACAAGCUCUUACCUUAUAGUGCACAAGAGAAUACACACUGGGGAGAAACUCUAUGAAUGCAGUGACUGUGGAAAAGCCUUUAACACAAGCUCUCACCUUAAGGUGCACAAGAAAAUACAUACUAGAGAGAGUAUUUAUGAAUGCAAUGACUGCGGAAAAGUUUUUAGUGGUCUCUCAUCCCUUAGAAUGCAUGUGAGAACUCAUACUGGAGAAAAACCUUUUGAAUGUAAGGAAUGUAGGAAGGCCUUCAGUGUUUCCUCUUCCCUUAGGAGACAUGUGAGAACUCACACUGGAGAAAAACCCUAUGAAUGUAUUCAGUGUGGAAAAGCCUUCAGUCAGAGCUCUUCACUUAUUAUACACAAGAGAAUUCAUAUUGGGAGAGAAACCAUCUAAGUGUACAGUGCCUUCUUCAGUGUCUUAAGGUAGACUAAAAACUCACUAUGUCUUCUCUAUUGUAAGUAUUUAAGGCUAUAUGUAUGGGCCUCUAAACACCUCUUUAACUAAACAACACAAGCUGUUACCUAUGAUGUUUUAGUUUCGGUUUCGUUAUGGUGUUUAAUAUCUAUUAUGACUUUUUUAAUACAUGUGCUAUUUGGAAUUAUGUAUUCUUACCAUGUGAGAUAUGAAGAUUUUUAGUUACUUUUUCAAUGAUUGAUUUCUAAGUUAACUGCAUUGUCUUCAGAGUAUCUGAACUAUAUGAUGCUGCUUUGUUGGAAUAAUCUUGAGAGUUGCUCUCUGGCUCAGUGUGGCAAUUAUUGCUAGUAGCAAAAUCUAAUAUCCAGCUCAUCCUUCCUUAGUAAUGAAUCCCAUUUUAGCUCAGGACAACAGUGUGUCCAGAUACAAAACUCCUCUCAGCAUCCUCGCAGCCAAAGAUAGUCAUAUCCCCCAUUUCUAGUCAAUCAAACAUAGAUUAGUAUCACUGGGGACAGACCUAUCUGUUCUCUUAGACUUUUGUUUGCCUUUCUGCCCUCCCCUUUUUUCUCCCUUUUAAUUUACCAUUCCUGGAACUGGACCUGGAUAAUGACAACCAUGACUUAAGAAUGGUGUAGAAAAAAGGAUCCUGGUACCCCAAAGGCACCUUUAAAUAGCUGUGCUAGCUCUACACUGCUUAUAUUGGGGCAUCUUUUUAUGUGACAAAAAUAAGCUUAUUGAUUUUUUUAAAAGAGCAAUAUGAAUACAGUUGCUUUGUUAUUAAAAAAAGAAAAGAAAAAAGACCACAGCAGCAUGUAGAGUUACAUGUUUUAUGCUGGAUACACGAAUUUGUUUAGGAACAUAGAAGAGGGAGAGUAGAAGAGGAACGCUGAAAGAACUUUUGUGCUGAACCAGAAGAUGGAGCCAAGAUCACUGAGAACAAGUAAUUAGAGAAGCAAGAGGGAAUCCCAAUACUUCAGCAUCAGAAAUUCAGAGAAUUUUUAAAUAGAGGGGAAGUUACUCAUUUCAAAUGCUGGGUGAAGCCCUUGAGAUUAUGCUCCUUGGUCUUGCAGAUACUGACCAGAUUAGCUAAAUUUUACUAGGAAAAAAAAUAGCAUAUAGUGGAAGGAAGAAGUGAUAGUUACAGUUUUAGCUAUGUUAACUUUAUAGGAUGUUAAGACAUCCACACGAACAGGUUUAUAUGUAGAUCUACACUUCAGGAGAUAUCUAGGAUGAGAUAAAGAAAAUUAGCAAUAUAAGUAUAUAGAUUAUAAUAGACUAUAGAGGUGGCUAAGAUUGCAUAUGAAAAAUGAAUGGAGAAAAGUGAAUGCCUGCUACUGACCCUGAAAUCCUAUAUUUAAAAAUAGAAUAAAACAAGGAACCGUAGUAGAGAGAUAAGAGAAAAACCUGGGGGAGUGGAGUUUCACCAAACCAGGACAAAGUAGUGUUUCAAAAAGGAAGGUACAGUCCGUUGUUUUAAAUCCUCCUUAGAUGUCAGAAAGCCUGUAAAAGUGACUAUAUCAUAGAGCAAUGUAAAGAUCAUUGGUGGGACCUUAGUAGGAGACAGUGCAGUGGUUGAGAAUGGGUACUUUAUUGAGUUGAGUUUAGGAAUCAGUAAUACCAAACACAGCAUUGACAACUCUUCAAAAAGUUUGACAAUACUAGGGCAAAGAGUAGCAGCUAGAGAUAGACUUGGAUUCAAGGGAAAGUAUUUUUUUAAUGAGAAACCAAAACAUUUUUAAACGCUAAUGUGAUGGAUCCAGUAGAGAUUAAAUAUACAGGCAUAAGUAGAGGGAUAGUCAAUAACAGUUCUUGAGAAGGGGAUGGAGGUAUCUGGGGCACAAAUAGGAUUGCUGUUUGCUAUAAGAAAGGAUACGUCCACCUGUCAGGAGGAAAGGAGGAAUGGAUGGUUUUAAUUACCUUUUAUUUAUAUCUAAGGUAAUUGCAUUGUGUUCAGAGUAUCUGAACUAUAUAAUGCUGUUUGGUGUUUUUUAAGACCUACUUUCUGUCCCAGUGUGGCAGAUACUGCUAGUAUCCUAAUAACCUAAUAUGCAUUUUCUUCUUCCUUACUAAUAGAAUCCCAGUUUUGCUUAGGGUAGCAAUGUGUCUAGUUAUAAAACUCCUUAUCCUAGCUCCUUUGUACCCAUGAGUGGCCAUUUCCCCUGUACCUGGCCAAUAAAAGGAGCUUUGGUGGUGCAGUGGUUAAGUGCUUGGCUGCUAACCAAAAGGUCAGUGGUUCAAACCCCCCAGCAGCUCCAUGGGAGAAAAGAUGUGGCAGUCUGCUUCUGUAAAGAUUUACAA
Trichechus manatus latirostris (Florida manatee) is the source of this 5351-nucleotide messenger RNA. RefSeq names its product zinc finger protein 891 (gene ZNF891). The record is from RefSeq and is a predicted model, not a curated record. The transcript has a single exon. The coding region runs from base 1395 to 3032 and encodes 545 amino acids. Gene Ontology annotation, molecular function: DNA-binding transcription factor activity, RNA polymerase II-specific; RNA polymerase II cis-regulatory region sequence-specific DNA binding. Gene Ontology annotation, biological process: regulation of transcription by RNA polymerase II. Lineage: Eukaryota; Metazoa; Chordata; Mammalia; Sirenia; Trichechidae.